Messenger RNA from Morchella importuna, 447 nucleotides. RefSeq lists its product as uncharacterized. Bases 1 to 447 code for a protein of 148 amino acids. The transcript has 4 exons. The record is from RefSeq and is a predicted model, not a curated record. Gene Ontology annotation, molecular function: carbohydrate:proton symporter activity. Gene Ontology annotation, cellular component: membrane. Gene Ontology annotation, biological process: carbohydrate transport; transmembrane transport. NCBI's taxonomy places the organism in Eukaryota, Fungi, Ascomycota, Pezizomycetes, Pezizales, Morchellaceae.
AUGUUGGUUGGGACCGCAAUCUUGACCAGUUCUACUACGCUGGCUCAGUUGAUUGUUGGUAGAAUUGUGACCGGUAUUGGAAAUGGUUUCAACUCUAGCACUAUUCCGGUCUAUCAGGCCGAGUGCUCCCCGGCAAGAGUCAGGGGUAUGCUACUUACUACACAGGCCGUUGUUACCAUCUUUGGACUUUGUAUUGCUUAUUGGUUGGAUUAUGGCACAUCAUUCAAUGAUGGGCCCAUGCAAUGGCGUCUUCCUCUUGGAUUCCAGGCCUUUUUUGCCUUGCUUCUCGUUUUACAAAUCCUCAUGCUUCCAGAAACCCCCAGAUGGCUUGUCGCUCAAGAUCGCGGUGAAGAGGCAGCCCAGGUUCUGGCAGAUCUUGAGGGAGAGGAAUAUUCCCCGAUCAUCCAAGAAUUGUUGAACUCCGUCAAGACAUUGAGGCGUCGGUAG